AUGUUGCACUUAAACAACACCGAGAAUGAAUACACUGUUGGUAGUAGCGAGUGGAGCGACGGUUCUCGUUCGGAUUUAGUGCUGGGACCCAGAGGCCCGACAAAACAAUUGCCACCCAUCAUCAUCGAAGUAGAGCAAAGCGUCGAUAAAGACUUCAUAAAGCGCGUAAACCAUUAUUGUUUGCAAGCAUACAACAAAUACAAAUGCGAUCCACUCGUUUUAAUCAUCUGUGUGGAUAAAUUGUCCACUUAUGUCAUGGAGACCAAGACACCGUCCAGUGUCACAGAUUGUCACAGUUUCCCCUCCAACCCUUGGGCAAAAGACUGCCUUAUUGUCUCGAAAAUAAACCUGGAAGAAUGCAAUCAUACUCCCCCACUUGACCGAUUUGUCACCCUUGGUCUGUUUUUCAUUUAUCAUGCGAAAAUGCCAGUCGAAGCUGAAUGUCGCCAAGAUCAUACCAUAAAGCGACUCUACGAAUUAGCCCACCAAUAUAUCAAAGCAAGACAGAAAGUCGAGAGGUUUUGCAGGUUACCAAUCAGUGCCUGGAGCGCAGAUACGAUGAUAAUUCUGGUCCAUCUUCACAUGAAGAGUCAAAUUUACAGAAAGAGGAGGAUACAAUGGUGGCGUCAGGCAGCGCAUGCCGUGAUAAAGUCGGGAUGGAGUUUGUGA
Molecule: messenger RNA, 669 nt
Organism: Radiomyces spectabilis
Lineage: Eukaryota; Fungi; Mucoromycota; Mucoromycetes; Mucorales; Radiomycetaceae
Exons: 1
Coding region: 1-669 (222 amino acids)
Source: RefSeq, a predicted model, not a curated record